Molecule: messenger RNA, 1275 nt
Organism: Lottia gigantea (owl limpet)
Lineage: Eukaryota; Metazoa; Mollusca; Gastropoda; Lottiidae
Exons: 6
Coding region: 1-1275 (424 amino acids)
Source: RefSeq, a predicted model, not a curated record
AUGGCUGUGAAUGAUGGUGUCACUUUUGUUGGGUUGACAAACAUAUAUAUUGUAAACGAAGUUGAAUUAAAUUCAACUUUUCCCUAUAUAAAUAAGAACUGGUUUAGACAUUACAGUGUAUUCCCGAGAAAUAAAAUGGAGUGUUUUGUUAUGCCCAACUGUUUUGUAAGACAAGAUCUGCAGGUCCUGUAUCUGCCAAUACCAACUAAAGUUAAUAAUACCCAGGUUGUUAUUCAAACUAAGGAUAAUCUACAUAAAGAAAAACACAGACAUAAUAAUAUAAUUACAUAUCCUAGAGACUUUAAGUUCCCUGAGAAACGACACCAACACCAUAUCACCAAAGAUUUGAGGACUAGGCUAUGUGUACAUAGAGAGAAAGUGACUGACAUAAUGAUGGAUGUACAUGGUCAAGUGGUCACUGGUGAAUAUUUGUGGUCAUUUUCAGGUUUGGGAGUAUUAUUGGUAAUAGUGGUAGGAGUUGGAUGGAAAUGUACUCCAAGAGGUCACGAACCAUUACAUGCCUUAUUUGGUGUAGGUGAUUUUCAACGACGAAGGGACCAAAGACGUCAUAGGACUCAUAGAAGCAGGGACAACAAUUGGUAUGGAGGGGUUUUAUAUCCAGAAUUUCAGUACAGACGUCCACCACCUACUUAUGCGGCUUCCAUGCAGGAUUAUCAACAACAACUAUAUUUAGCUCAACAACAAGAACAGUAUCUACAAAAUAACCCUAGUAACAAUGAAAGUUAUAGUCUUCCAAGUUCCCCACCCCCAUCAUAUCGCUCACGUGCCAGUACUAUUCAUUCCGGUAUUCAUAUAACAUUCCCACCUAAUCAAGAAGACUUUCCAGAUUCACGUCCACCAACUUAUCGCUCACGUCGUGGAUCAUCCCAUCCUCGUCCACCUAUUCCACGUGAAGAGUUUGAAUCAAUGGACGCAGGCCCCGCAGAUGUUUCAUUUGCUGGACCAGAUAAUAGUGCUCAAAGAACUGUAGUCGAAUCAACGCAUAACAUAUCAAAUAACAGUGAAUCUAGGACAACGGUUCCACAGACAAACAUUCCUGAUAGUACCGUUACUGUGAAUGGUAGAGUGAUAGAACCAUCAGUAGACAAUAGUUCACCCAGGUCACAAAGUGAAAGUGUUGCUGUUGCUUCUAGUGCAUCAACUAGUGCAGGUGGAGCUAACAGUGUCACCACCACUGCUCAAUCAACAUCAGCUCAAUCAAAUAAUGACUCAUUAAAUAAUGAUAAUGAAGAUAGAGUGGAAACUUCCCUAUAA